CUAUUAUCCCGGAAAAUCCACCGAACACUUUCUCGACUACCAAACACCACCAAAAAGUGAAAAACUCUCCCUUUCGUCCCCAAAACUGCGUUCGGAUUUCAAUUCGUCGAAAUGUCCACGUCAACACAACACCAAUUUCGGUACACUCAAACCCCUUCGAAGGUUCUCCACCUUCGCAACCUUCCAUGGGAGUGCACCGAUGACGAGCUCGUUGAGCUUUGCAGACCCUUCGGCAAGAUCGUUAACACUAAGUGCAAUGUUGGCGCCAAUCGCAACCAGGCUUUUGUCGAAUUUGCGGAUCUAAAUCAAGCCAUUUCAAUGGUUUCAUAUUAUGCUUCGUCUUCCGAGCCUGCUCAAGUUCGUGGUAAAACUGUUUACAUUCAAUAUUCUAAUAGACAUGAAAUUGUCAACAACAAAAGCCCUGGGGAUGUUCCUGGUAAUGUCUUGUUGGUAACGAUUGAAGGGGUGGAAGCUGGAGAUGUCAGCAUUGAUGUUAUUCACUUGGUGUUUUCUGCGUUUGGCUUUGUACACAAGAUAGCUACAUUUGAAAAGACUGCAGGUUUUCAGGCUCUGAUUCAGUACACUGAUGCUGAUACUGCUGCUGCUGCUAGGAACGCACUGGAUGGAAGAAGCAUACCUAGAUACUUGCUACCAGAGCAUGUUGGUGCUUGUCACUUGCGUAUCUCAUACUCAGCUCACAGAGAUCUCAAUAUCAAAUUUCAAUCUAAUCGCAGCAGGGACUACACAAAUCCCAUGCUUCCUGUUAAUCAUACUGCCAUAGAUGGGGCAUUACAGCCUGUUGUAGGUCCUGAUGGGAAGAAGAUAGAACCCGAGAGUAACGUGCUUUUGGCUUCAAUUGAAAAUAUGCAGUAUGCCGUCACUGUAGAUGUCCUUCACACGGUGUUCUCUGCAUUUGGUACUGUGCAGAAAAUUGCUAUCUUCGAAAAGAAUGGCCAAACUCAGGCACUAAUUCAAUAUCCUGAUGUCACAACAGCGGCAACUGCCAAGGAAGCUUUGGAGGGGCAUUGCAUAUAUGAUGGUGGCUAUUGUAAGCUUCAUCUAACAUACUCUCGUCAUACUGAUCUCAAUGUGAAGGCCUUCAGCGACAAAAGUAGAGACUAUACAGUGCCACAAGUUCCUGCAGUACCUUGGCAGAAUCCUCAGGCUGGUCCUAUGUAUCCUGGUCCUGCCCCUGCAUUACAAGGUCAAGUUCCCGGAGGACAAAUGCUAUCUUGGGAUCCAGCCCAGCAGGCAGCUACACCGAGCUAUGUAUCCGCACCCGGUACGUAUCCCAGUCAUACCUAUGCAGCUCCUCCAACUCCUGCUUAUCCUACUGCUGCCGCAUCCUCACCUAUUGCUCAGAGCAAUCCUCUUGUUCAUAAUGCAAGUUCCAUGGGAAUCACUCAGCCUGGGAUUCCAUUGAAUGUGAAUUUGCAACCCGGUGGUGCUUCACCUUCAGUUCCUGCUUCGUCGCCUCUUAUGCAAGCCAGCCCAAUUGCUGGUGCAUCACCUCCUGCUCAUCAACCUUACUUCAGUUGAUUAUAAUUUAACCGAGUGAGAAUCCGUUGCACUCUGAUAGAAAAGUUUUCCCCUUUAACAUCUCUAGUUGAAUCUCAUAAUUCUGUCUCAACUGUAAUUUCAGUGUCUGAUAAUGCCUCUUCUAUUUAUCCACGCUUUGCCGAGUAUAAUACUUGCUGCUUGCUGGGCUUUUUUGUUCUCUCUGUAUGCUGCAUCUGCCCUAAACAAUGUAAACUAUGCAUUUGUGGAAAACUUGUGCACAGGCCACGUAUUUACAGUUCACUUUUUGGUUAAACUUA
Molecule: messenger RNA, 1817 nt
Organism: Arachis ipaensis
Lineage: Eukaryota; Viridiplantae; Streptophyta; Magnoliopsida; Fabales; Fabaceae
Gene: PTB1
Product: polypyrimidine tract-binding protein 1
Molecular function (GO): RNA binding
Source: RefSeq, a predicted model, not a curated record